UUUUCCUUCCACAGUGCGUGGCAGAGAAGAAACGGAGAAACCGUUGGGUCCUCCCCAUCGCUGCUGCUGCAGCGUAGUGGGCUCGCUUCGACCCUGGCUGCUUCUUUUAAUAAGCAGCCGCGAACCCCCUGAAUUAAUCUGCAUAUUCACAUGAUCGCAAAUGACCCGCGGCCGGGGCUCCGGCGGCAGUUCCUCGAGUCCCCUGCGGCCGGCCGGAGCAGCAGGUAGGGGACGGCGGGCGGGCGGGCGCUGGCCAGCCGCCGGGCCGGGAGCCGCGCCACCCCCCCGCCCGCGCCCCCGGCCCACCCCGGGCCGCGCCGCUCACCCGCGCCCGCCGGGCAGGCAUGAGCGACGGAGCGGCCGCUCCGCGCCGCGGUAAGUGUGGACGUCUGUGUAAGUGUGAGAGCAUCAUGGUAGCGUUCAAAGGAGUCUGGACUCAGCCCUUCUGGAAAGCUGUUUCAGCAGAAUUUUUGGCCAUGCUCAUUUUUGUACUUCUCAGCCUGGGCUCCACAAUCAACUGGGGUGGAGCAGAGAAGCCCCUGCCUGUAGACAUGGUCCUUAUCUCCCUCUGCUUUGGACUCAGCAUUGCAACCAUGGUGCAGUGCUUUGGACACAUCAGUGGAGGCCACAUUAACCCUGCUGUGACCGUGGCAAUGGUCUGCACGAGGAAGAUCAGCCUCGCCAAGUCUGUCUUCUACAUUCUUGCGCAGUGCCUGGGAGCCAUCGUGGGCGCAGGCAUCCUUUACCUCGUCACACCACCGAGCGUCGUAGGAGGCCUGGGAGUCACUGCGGUACACGGAGAUCUUUCCGCUGGCCAUGGACUCCUGGUGGAGUUGAUAAUUACAUUCCAGCUGGUUUUUACUAUUUUUGCCAGCUGUGAUUCAAAACGAAGUGAUGUCACUGGUUCAGUAGCUUUAGCAAUUGGAUUUUCUGUUGCAAUUGGGCAUUUAUUUGCUAUCAAUUACACUGGUGCCAGUAUGAACCCUGCUCGAUCAUUUGGACCUGCUGUCAUCAUGGGGAGAUGGGAAAACCAAUGGGUAUAUUGGGUGGGACCAAUAAUAGGAGCAGUCCUUGCUGGUGCUCUUUAUGAGUACGUCUAUUGCCCAGACGUUGAACUCAAACGCCGUUUUAAAGAUGUCUUCAGUAAGGCUACCCAGCCGUCCAAAGGGAAGUACAUUGAGGUGGACGAUAACAGGAGCCACGUGGAGACCGAUGACCUGAUCCUGAAAUCUGGCAUAGUUCAUGUGAUUGAUAUUGACAGGGGUGAGGACAAGAAGGGAAGAGAUCCAUCCAGCGAGGUGUUGUCUUCUGUAUGACUAGCAAGAAGCACUGAAAGCAGAGAGCAGCCUGCUAGCACAUCCACAGAUAUCCUUCCACCUAUUAAAGAAACAGAUCUCCUCUAGACUGAGCAUCUACCAUUUCUUAAAAGGUAUGGUGUGGGAAGCUGCAUGGUAGUGGUGUCACCAAACCAUACACCUGCUCAGUUGAAAGAUUAGGACUUUGCUAUAAUUAGGAUUCCCUGUCUAUUGUUCCAAAUUAAGCGCUGGUCCUAGUAUUUUCCUUUCCUUCUUUCUGAUGCAACCCCGAAGUCCAAAAGAGACAAAAGCGUUCUCCUUCAAUAAAUCAGUCAAUAAUGAGAUAGAGACGUUUAACAUUCAGAUUGACAGUUAAGACAUAUCGGGAAAUGCCUAUAGACAUGAAGACCUACUUAUCAGAUUGUUCUUCUGACACUUAAUUGGCUGUUGUCAGCUCCAGUUAGAACAUCUUAUCCAUUUAGUGUCCUCUGCGAGGUUCAGGAAGAGCACCAACAGUAUUUAAGAGUUUUAUCCACAGUCAAGCAAAGGAGUAUGGUUUUUAAUCGUGUACAUCACUAUUGCCUUUCAAACUACCUCUGAAAACCUGAUACUUUAGUAGGUUAAAAAAAUAAGAACUCUACCAACCCAUCAAAUUUCACUUAUGUGAUUUGCAGUGUAAAUAUACUACCUUCAUCCCUUCCCAAGAGUAAACACGGUAAAUUGAAUGUUGAAGUCUACUGUAAUAAUGCUGCAAAGCAUUUGACCGUACUUUGUGGUCCCUUUUGUCAUUGUCUAUCUGGUGAAACAUUCUCCUGGGGUUUGACUAUUGACCAUUUAGUGUUAGCAGACUCUCAAGUUGUACAAAGGAUAUAAAGGCCCUCCUGUUACUCAAUAACUCGAGAGAUAUCAGAAGACAAGAAGGCAUAUCUGUUUUCAGUGCACUUGUUCAAAUACACAUCUCUGUGCUAAUUUAUGUAAACUAAAUCUUAAAUUACUUACCUACUUUCUUACAAGAUGGUUGGAGAUAUGGGGGUUUUAAUUUAUUAGUAAUGUAGAAGGUUUUUAACAUUUAGCUGUAUUGAAACACUGGUUGGGAAAUAUUUUUUUAUAAUGGAUGAUAAAAAAAUGACUGCUUCUGGCUUUUUGCUGUAACUGAUGCCUAUUUGAAUGGGAUCCAUGAUUGUUCCAGUGUUCAUAUAGUCUUAAUUACACCUCUGGCAAAGGUUUCUUUAUCUGUUGUUAGGAAAACAUGCAAGCACUUGCAGGGUAUUUAGGGAGAAGGGGACAUGAGAUAUGUGCAGUAAUGAGUCUUUCCCUCAUAGAAGUAUUUUGACAGACAUAAUCACCCUAGAAGAACAUUUCUGAAAAGCUGUUACUGACUUACUGCUUUUGUUUCUGAUCAGUGGCUUUGAGUUUUACAAUAUGCAGCUGCAGAGCCGUCAGGAGCAUGGUAUUAUUACUGUAAUUAUGUAGUUUUUAUUUUGAAAUUGAAAAGCUACUCCUGCCUAUUUAGCAAUAAGUGGGGAAAAAAAGCAUUACUCCUGACUGUGGACUGUAAUAGCCUUGUCUGUUCUUUGACACUCUACAUGCAAUCUUUAUUACAGGGAAUUAGAUGUUUCUAAUGAGAUAAUAAACCACUGCUACCCUCAAAUCUGUGCAGUGUGAUCCAAGGGCUAUUCUACUAUCCCAACUUGCAGCACUGUAUAGUCCCAGCAAGCCCUGCCAUACUCAUUUUCCAAGUUUCACUUUUCCUCUCUUAAAGCCUGUUAGUGUGGCACAAGUUCCCUGUAUUGAGUGUGAGAUUCAUGACUCCCUCAUGCAUUUGCAGCUGGGCCGUGAUCUCUCCCUUAUUCCACCCAGGCACAGAAUGUAGCACACGCAGGUGCAGGACGGGGCUUCCUUGGGUGACCCAACGACAGCCCCACUCUGAUGCGUGAGCCCUCCUGCCAGACACGCUCCCCAUCACAUACCUGUUGCAGCAUCACAGCAGGGGCUGCCUGUUAGGUCUGAUAGAAUGGCUGAUGUUUGUCCUUAGCUGUGCCUCCCUGCAGUGACGGCAUCAAGGUUCAAGGGUGUCAGCAUGGGUAGGGACCUGCAAGGGACAAGGUAAAAUUGCCCAUAAGAGCUCCUUCCUGCAGCAAGGACUAAAUCUGCUGGGGAAGGGCAACACAGAUGUGGUGUUUAGACCCCUGACUAUCUCUGCUCAGAUGGGUAAAUACCUUGCUAAAUAGGUUCAAUGAGAAGGAUCAAAACUUGUGGGGGUAUUUUUGGCCUAGGCAUUUGUUCUGGCUUUUUUAUUUCUUGUUCUUUGUUUUCCUUUUUUUUUCUUUUUUUUUCUUCAGAUUCUGCAUUUGUUAAAGGGACACUUUCAUUAAACCUUUUGCAUGGCUUAAACAGAUAAAGUAAAGAGUAAUACAUAUAGCAGUGGUGGAUUUUUAAGCAAAGGUUUGCAUUUUUAUAUUUAAAGACAGUCCUUAGAAGCUCUUAAUUUGUGAAUUUUGCAUGGUACUGUGUUAUUUAAAUAAGAAGCUGUGAUUUGUUUUACCCUUAAGGGUCCUUUACACAAAUGGCUUGAUGUGUAUUUUCCUCACUCAGCCUGAUUCUGCUGCUGAGGUGAGCAUAGUGUGAGCACAGCACCACCCACCUCACUUAGGAGGAUCUUUUUCCUUGAAACACUCUGUAUUAAUGAAGUGUGGCAAAACCUCAGAACCAGUCCCAGGAGAACUUGUUGCUCAGAGAGUAUCGGAGAUAAGAUACUGAGGCAUCUGAAACAAUUAGGGAAAAGAAGGGAAGGUAAAAUAGAGAUCACUAGACAUUAAAGGAUGUUUCCAUGCCACUGGCCAUUGGUCAGAAAAAGCAAGGUCUACUUCUGCUCCCACAUAACAAGACUCGUGGGGGAGUUCGUUAUUGACUGCAAUGGAAACGAUCCCGAGCUUUUUUGGGGCCUGAUGGCUUCUCUCAUGGACUUCAACUGUGUUUUUUCAAAAAUCAGAGCCUUUCAGCAAGACACUUAAUUCUGGAAGGAGACAUGUUCAACUUGAAAUUUAUUGACCCACUCUAAAGUAAACCUUUAGGAGCAGCCAUCAUCACACCCUGCCCCACCACGAGAGAUCACCAUUCAUGUAAGGGAAUGUUUUUCUUCAGUAUCGCUUAGGAUCUGAUUUAGCUUUGACAUGUAGCGGUAUGUGCUUCUCUAAGUUGUUUUGCAGUGGUAUCAUCGCUGUACAAUAGCCACAUUUGGUUAAAUAAUAAGACUUUGUCAUGGAUUGGAAAUAUUUGUGCUUUAAUAUGAUUUUAAAAUAUGUAUUUUAAUACUGUUUGAGUGAGAUUUAUGUCCUAAAGAUCUUCAGAUCUAAACAGUACCUCAUAACAUAACUUGGUGUCCUCGUAAAGUGUUUUUUGGUUGGGGUGGGAAACGGUAAAUGUCCUUUGUUUAUGACAGUGGAUGGAGAUCACAGGAAGUCUGCCAGGCAUGUCGUCAUUCCAGGGUCCUAAAAAAACACAGAUGAGUCUUGCACUCAUCCAUGAAGGCACAAUUGUUUCCAGUUCUGUAUCUGUACCGUAACAAACAUAUUCAAAGUAGUUAAUUACUGGAUUUCAGAAAAGAAAGGAUGGAAGCUAAGGGUGGUUACACUGAGGCACACAAAUACCUUUCGAGUUGCAGGAACGCUGAGGAGUUUGUCACCCAGAUUCUGACUAUUCUCAGGAGGGAAAAAAAAAAAAGAAAAAAGAAAAAAGAAA
This is a messenger RNA of Falco peregrinus (peregrine falcon), 5036 nucleotides long. It is a transcript of the gene AQP4, whose product is annotated as aquaporin 4. Bases 345 to 1316 code for a protein of 323 amino acids. The record is from RefSeq and is a predicted model, not a curated record. Gene Ontology annotation, cellular component: plasma membrane; basolateral plasma membrane. Lineage: Eukaryota; Metazoa; Chordata; Aves; Falconiformes; Falconidae. Gene Ontology annotation, molecular function: water channel activity. Gene Ontology annotation, biological process: transmembrane transport. The transcript has 5 exons.